GCAUUGUCCCAUUGUUCCCUCUCUCUCUCUCUCUCUCUCUCUCUCUCUCUCUCUCAAGUUUCAAGUUGCUUUCUUGUUCUUCAUCAAACAACCGGAGCCAUGACCGUGAGCACCACCGCCAAAGAAAAGCUGGUGGUGGAGGUGGUGGCGGCGCACAACCUCAUGCCGAAAGACGGCGAAGGCUGCUCCUCCCCCUUCGUAGAAAUCGAGUUCGAGAACCAGCGCCUCCGAACCCAAGUCAAAUACAAAGACCUCAACCCUAUCUGGAACGAAAAGCUCGUCUUCCACGUCAAAGACGCCGCCGACCUUCCCUACAGAACCAUCGAAGCGAACGUUUUCAACGAGCGGCGGUCCAGCAGCAGCCGGAAUUUCCUUGGAAAAGUCCGCGUUUCGGGCUCCAACAUUCAGAAAGAAGGCGAAGAGGUCCCCCAGCUUUUCACUCUCGACAAAAGGAGCUUAUUUUCUCACAUCAGAGGAGAAAUCAGCUUGAAGCUCUACCUUUCGACUAGGGAGGAGGUCAAGGAAUCUGGGGGUAAUGGAAAUGGAACAGUCUCCUCCUCCUCUGUUUCUGCGUCUACUGUGUCGGGUUCCGGGUUUUCGAAGAAGAAGAACAAGCUUCAGGGGGGGAACUCGGCUAUGGCGGUGAAUCAGCAGCUGGUGCAGGGAUCGAAGCCGACUCAGCAGAACCAGAACCACAACGGCGGGUUCAAGAAUCAGGAGCAGCAAAAUGCAGGUGAGAUGAUGAUGAUAAAUAAGCCUGUUUUGAUUAAUCCAGGGCCUGGGAUUGGUGUAUCCGCCGCCGGCGACAGAGGGACUGGCGGAGGUGGGGGUGGGAGUGUGUACUCAAAUGGGUUGGGCGAGUUUUCGCUUAAGGAGACUCGGCCGCAGCUCGGUGGUGAGUCUAUGAAGAAGGACAAAACUAGCUCUACUUAUGACCUUGUUGAGCAAAUGCAGUAUCUGUAUGUGAGGGUUGUGAAAGCGAAAGAUGUCUCGUUGUUUGGCGGCGGGGAUUUGGUGGCGGAAGUGAAGUUAGGGAACUACAGAGGGGUUACAAAGAGGGUUGGUUUGAACAAUGUUGAGUGGGGUCAGGUUUUCGCCUUUUCGAAGGAAAGCAUACAGUCAUCAAUGGUGGAGAUUUUUGUGAAAGAGAGCAACAAAGAUGAUUUCUUGGGCCGUGUUUGGUUUGAUUUGAAUGAGGUUCCGAGGAGGGUUCCUCCGGAUAGUCAGUUGGCUCCGCAGUGGUACAGAAUGGAGGAUAAGAAGGGGGACAAGUCGAAAGCAGGGGAGGUUAUGCUUUCAAUUUGGUUUGGGACUCAGGCUGAUGAGGCAUUUGCUGAGUCUUGGCAUUCGAAGGCUGCCAAUGUGAAUUUUGACGGGCUUUGUUCGAUUAAGUCCAAGGUUUAUUUGUCCCCAAGGCUGUGGUAUCUGAGAGUGUCGGUUAUCGAAGCUCAAGACAUUGUCCCUGGCGAGAAGGGGUCUGCAAUGAUGAGGUUUCCCGAGCUUUCCACGAAAGUUCAGGUGGGAAACCAGGUUUUGAGGACUAGAAUUGCACAGCCUAGUAGUGUGAGGAGCCUCUCUAAUCCUUUUUGGAAUGAGGAGAUGAUGUUUGUGGUGGCUGAGCCAAUAGAGGACUACUUAUUGGUUGCUAUUGAGGAUAGGGUUGGGCCGGGGCGUGAUGAGGUGGUGGGAAGAGUGCUACUUCCGGUGCAAGCAAUAGAAAGGCGAACAGAUGAAAAGCCCGUCGUUUCAAGAUGGUUCAACCUUGACAACCACCAUUUCGGCAAUGGAGGAGCAGCAGAGUCCAAAAUGAUGACAAGGUUUGGUUCUAGAAUCCAUCUCCGGGUUUCACUUGAUGGUGGUUAUCAUGUGCUAGAUGAGGCCACAAUGUACAGCAGUGAUCUUAAGCCGACUGACAAGCGGCUGUGGAAGUCUCACAUUGGUGUGCUUGAGAUGGGGAUUUUGGGCGCAACAGGGCUUAUGCCAAUGAAAAUAAAAGAAGGCAAAGGCGGGUGUAGUGAUGCCUAUUGUGUUGCAAAGUAUGGCCAAAAAUGGGUUCGAACUCGCACCGUUGUAGAAAGCUUGUCCCCGAAAUGGAACGAGCAGUACACUUGGGAGGUGUAUGAUCCCUGCACAGUUGUCACAAUUGGGGUGUUUGAUAACUCCCGGAUUGACAAGAACUUGGCUAACAAUCCAGGAGCUCGUGAUUUGCGUAUUGGGAAGGUUAGAAUUCGCUUGUCUACGCUGGAAUCUGAUCGAGUUUAUACUCAUUCGUAUCCCCUCAUGAUGCUGCACACUUCAGGGGUCAAGAAAAUGGGUGAGCUUCAUCUGGCUAUUCGGUUUUCAUGUGCCAAUAUGGCUAACAUGCUGCACAUGUACACAAUGCCGCUGCUUCCAAAGAUGCAUUUUGUGAACCCUUUGAGUGUGAAUCAGUUGGAGACUUUGAGGUACCAAGCGAUGAAUGUGGUGGCCUCUAGGCUUAGCCGGGCAGAGCCGCCAUUGGGCAGAGAGGUGGUUGAAUACAUGCUUGAUCACGAUUCCCAUAUGUGGAGCAUGAGGAGGAGCAAAGCCAACUUCUUUCGACUAAUGAAUGUUGUUUCAGGACUUGUUGCUAUGGGAAGAUGGGUGGAGUUGAUCCGUAGUUGGAACCGCCCUGUUAUCUCAGCUUUAGUUGUUGCACUUUUCCUCUUGCUGGUUGCAUAUCCAGACCUCAUCAUCCCAAUGAUUUUGCUCUACAUGGCCUUAGUGGGACUUUGGCGUUAUAGGUCUAGACCGCGCCAACCACCCCACAUGGACACCCGCCUUUCCCACGCUGAGAGCGUCUAUGCUGAUGAAUUGGAUGAGGAAUUCGAUUCUUUUCCAACAAGCCGGAGCGCUGAGGUUGUUCGAAUGAGGUAUGACCGGCUAAGGAGCGUGGCGGGGAGGAUUCAAACUGUUGUUGGUGACAUGGCUACGCAAGGCGAGCGAUUCCAAGCACUCCUGAGCUGGAGAGACCCGAGAGCCACAUUCUUGUUUGUGAUCUUCUGCUUGAUUGCCACUUUUGUGUUGUAUGCAGUGCCAAUUAAGGCUGUGGUGGUUCUGCUGGGAUUGUAUGUGCUGCGACCGCCAAGGUUCAGGAGCAAGCUGCCUUCUCAGCCUUUGAAUUUCUUCAGGAGGCUGCCCACCAGGGCUGAUAGCUUGCUGUAGGCCGUUGGAUUCGCUCCAUGAUUCAUCAGAUUUAGGACUUUUGGACAGUGUGGUGGAAAGGGAAGGGCCUUUUGUGUUUCGUAGGUAGGAGUUAGGGUGCUGUCUUUCCUUUUUGGUCGUUUAUCGGUUAUGUGUAGCCGCGUAGGGGAUGUGUUACUGCCUCUUCUGUAGCAGAAGGGAAGCAAAUUCGUGUAUCAUGGAAGCUCCUUUCCAUCUGAUCUGAUUUGUAUUUAUUAGCUUUUCUUGAUUGGCCUUAUCUAAUUCCGAGUUCUAGACAUUGGAUUCAA
Molecule: messenger RNA, 3470 nt
Organism: Pyrus x bretschneideri (Chinese white pear)
Lineage: Eukaryota; Viridiplantae; Streptophyta; Magnoliopsida; Rosales; Rosaceae
Product: FT-interacting protein 4
Exons: 1
Coding region: 100-3183 (1027 amino acids)
Source: RefSeq, a predicted model, not a curated record